This is a messenger RNA of Nicotiana tabacum (common tobacco), 1770 nucleotides long. Lineage: Eukaryota; Viridiplantae; Streptophyta; Magnoliopsida; Solanales; Solanaceae. The record is from RefSeq and is a predicted model, not a curated record.
AGAAGAAAAGUCCAAAAAGAACAGUGGAAUCAUUUCGUGUCCAACUCUUUUGCUUUCGACAGUAACGAAUUUUGUUAGUUCUUCUUCAAUUCCGCAUAAAGAAAACAGAUCCUUCUCUCUCUGUAAAUUCUCCAUUUCUCUUCCUAAUUCUUACCAAUCUAUAUUUCAUUUAUUCUUCAUGGCAUCCAGUGGUCACAACAAUCUCAAUGCAAAACUCGUAUUGUUAGGAGACAUGGGAGCUGGUAAAUCAAGCUUGGUUAUACGAUUCGUCAAAGGCCAAUUCCUUGAAUUCCAAGAAUCGACGAUCGGUGCGGCUUUCUUUUCGUCUACGUUGGCAGUUAAUAAUGCUACGGUGAAGUUUGAGAUAUGGGAUACUGCUGGACAGGAGAGGUACCAUAGCUUAGCACCUAUGUACUAUAGAGGAGCCGCUGCUGCUAUUAUCGUCUAUGAUAUCACUAGCUCGGAUUCAUUUGCAAGGGCAAAGAAAUGGGUGCAAGAAUUGCAGAAGCAAGGUAAUCCUAACAUGGUCAUGGCUCUUGCUGGCAACAAGGCAGAUCUAGAAGAUAGAAGGAAGGUUACUGCAGAAGAGGCACGCUUGUAUGCGGAGGAAAAUGGCCUCUUUUUCAUGGAGACCUCUGCCAAAACUGCUGUGAAUGUCAAUGAUAUUUUCUAUGAAAUAGGUAUCUUGCAUUGCUUUUCUCGUUUUCCUUUUGUUGCUCUUUUUGUUUUUAAUUUAUUUCUGAUGGUAUACCGAGAGCAGGCAAUAUAAUUAUGCAUCCAAGUUUUUGAAUCUUAAUGGUACAAGUCAAAUGUAGUUUUACCUUCACUAGUUGUCAUCUUGUGCUUAUCCUUAUAUCUGUUUUUUUCCUACGAAUUUCGCAUUUUGUUAAAUUAUUUUGGCAUUACCGCAUUAACAACAUUUAAUCAUUAUUAAAUCUAAAAGUCAUAAGAUAGACUUAUUAUUGAACCUGCACUCAAGGGGUUGAAGUGCUGCCUAAGUGACUCGAGCCAGAGCACUCAGAUCUCGCUACAUCUAGCUUUAAUGCUUAAGCACACUUAUUCGCUUGAGCCUCAGUUUACCCGUACCAUAGUGUUUAAGGCAUCCUCUAGUGCCUCGGUGCUUAGUUUUUCACUUUCUAAGAUUCAACUCGUGUGAAAGUAUUGUGCUUCCCUUCAUGUUGUUUGGUGAGAGGAGAGGAAAAUAAUUCACAUUUACCUUCUCUUUUCCAUUACUUUUCAAUCGUAAAAGCUUGAAAAGGCUCAUGGGGUGCUCUCUCUCAUUUGUUAAGCCAUAACUUUUCUCGUUUAACCAUUUUCGCAACAUACAUUUUUAUGAGAUCUUACAGAAUUCUGUUGUGGGAAUUUACCUGUGUUGAUGUUAAAAAAGAACUAUAGUUUAUGAUAUUUGUACCAAUCUUACAUCAAGGGGUGAUUGUUAUCCUAGAUAAUUUGGUGUUUGAUUAUGGUGAAUUCCUGAAAUUAGCAAACUAUGUUAUAUUGAAUAGGGGAAAACAACUAAAGUCUUUUAGAAGUGUAAUUCAUUUUUCUACAUACCUAAACUCUUACCCAUACUACAAUUAUUUCUACAUACCUAAACUCUCCCCAAGUCCUCAUCGCAAUGAUGUAUGCUCACUUCAAUUCAUGCCGCCAAGCACAAGAGAUGAUGCAGGAAAUAGUUCUUUUGGUAAAACAUGUUUUUUUUGAUAAGGUAAAUUGUAUUAAUCAAAAGGGAGAGAACUCCCGUAUACACGAAGUAUACCAAAAAGUAGA